AUGCAGGCACUGCCGGCACGCAGGAAGGGAGGCAGGAAUACAGGCACGCAGGCUCUGCCGCCACUCAUUGCAAAAAGCAAAAUGGCCGCUUUGUGGAAGCAGCAGGUGGAUGCCUUGUUUGCACGUGAGGGGCCCUUCGUCUGCGGCCCAGAGGACGUGUCGCGCUCCAUCUGGCGCCUGGGCAAGCUAGCCGGCGAGGAUGCGGUUUCACUGGUCCGCGACGUGAUGGAGGUUUUGGAGCAGAAGGCGAAAGCCAGGCACUCCGGCGCUCGCAAAAAGCUUCGGACAGGGACCCGAGCCCGUUCGGCUCCCACGGGGGCCUCGGAGCCGACGGCAACGACCGGAGUCCGCCGGGUCCGUCGGCCGCGUGCCAAAAGAGCCGCGGCCACAGCGGCGGCGUUGGCGGCUCAGGAAGAGCCUUUGGCCUGA
Symbiodinium sp. CCMP2592 is the source of this 429-nucleotide messenger RNA. NCBI's taxonomy places the organism in Eukaryota, Dinophyceae, Suessiales, Symbiodiniaceae. The record is from the annotation of a GenBank genome assembly.